Molecule: messenger RNA, 2408 nt
Organism: Oryza brachyantha (malo sina)
Lineage: Eukaryota; Viridiplantae; Streptophyta; Magnoliopsida; Poales; Poaceae
Exons: 8
Coding region: 127-2043 (638 amino acids)
Biological process (GO): mRNA destabilization
Cellular component (GO): cytoplasm
Molecular function (GO): mRNA binding
Source: RefSeq, a predicted model, not a curated record
AGGAAGGAAAGGAGGAAGCUUUCCUCCUCCCAUUGCUCCCGUCUUGUCGCCUCAUCGCUCGCUCGCUCGCCGUUGCGUCCAAGUCGCCUCCUUCCUCCUCAUCAUCAGAUUCGUCGCACGCGCACGAUGCAGGAAGAUUUUGAUUGGCCAACCAUAGUGCUAUCAACAUCACCAGAAGCAAAAAAUGUUACAUCUAGCUCCAUGAGAAACACUACCAGGAAUGACAUGGUUGUCCAGCGAGGCUUCAUCUCUUCAAACUGGCCAUGGGAUGGCAUGAAAUGUGAAAACAACACCCAAUUUCUGUCUCAUUCUGCAGGAGAUGGAAUGAUAUACAGAAAGGAUAACCAGUUUCCAUCUCAUGCUAACAGGGGUUCAUCGAACUUGGAUUACCAAGAACAGCCUUCAAAGUUCAACUAUGUUACUGACCUUGGAUCACAUGGAUAUUCUAAGGAAGCAAGGACACUGGGAAGAAUAUAUCAUAGGCAGCAGCCUUACUUUUCUACUUCAAGCUGUUCUUAUGAAAAAUCUUCUGCGCUGAAAGUAGUUCCAAGUAGCCCAGAUGCAUCAGGGUCUGUAGUUUGGGAAAUGAGAACCAAAAACAACAACCUCAGUGCAAGGUCAAAUUACCUUUCAUAUCCUACUGAUUUUCGUCACAUGAGAAGGUAUCCAGAUGAAGCUAAAGUUGGUCUUAACCCAGAUGAUGAUUCCAAACAGUACAGAAGAUCUGAUCGAUUUACUGCCUUCUCAAACUUCAAUGGUCAAUCUUCUAAACACCUUCAGACAGCCAAAGGGGCAAACUACAUGGAUGAGACCACUCUGAUCUCACGUCAAUGGUGCUUUGAUAAUAGAGGCUCAUCACCACCAAGAGGGUUGGAGUAUGGCAAUGAGAUACCAUCAUUGUCUUUUAAGAAGUGUAAUGGCCAUGUAGCUCCAUUAUAUCCAAGUAUAUGGGAUUGUGGUGCUGAAACCUCAUCACUGAGACAAUUCAAUGGUGAUGAAAUCCCAUCAUUGUCUCACCAUUGGCACUACCAAGAUAAGAUCUCCUUGCAUUCUGGUCAAUGGUGCCAUGAUGCUGAGGCACAUCAAUUGGCAAGUUACCAGCAAGGGGCUUCUCGUGGAAAUGCCCGUUUAAGAGAGGACAUUUCCAGGGGCGUUAGGAACAAACAAGGUAAAUUUAUCACAAGCAGACAUACUAUGACAAAACCUAGGGCGGCCAACAAGGUUGUAAGCAGUACUGAUCACUACAGGAUUAUUAAGGAUAACCCAUGGAGAAGUUCUGAGGAUAUAAGGGACCAAGUUCGUGGACCCAGGGCAAAUAAACUGAAUGAUUCAACAUCAUCUACCAAGAAUAGUUCCAUGCCUCCUUUGGUCUGCAGAGAUCAAAUUAAUAGACCAGAGUUCACAGUUCAGUACGAACAUGCCAAGUUCUUUAUGAUAAAGUCAUAUAGUGAAGAUGAUGUUCAUAAAUGUAUCAAAUACAAUGUUUGGGCAAGUACUCCAAAUGGUAACAAUAAGCUGGAUGCUGCUUUUCAUGAAGCUCAGAUUUUAAUGAAGGAACAGGGCAAAAGGUGCCCUAUAUUCCUAUUCUUUUCGGUUAAUACCAGUGGGCAGUUUGUAGGAUUAGCUGAGAUGUUAGGUCCUGUUGAUUUCAAGAAGACCAUGGACUUUUGGCAGCAGGAUAAAUGGAAUGGCUUUUUCCCUGUAAGGUGGCACAUUAUAAAGGACAUCCCAAAUUGGGUUUUCAGAGAGAUAUUUCUUGAAAAUAAUGAAGGCAAAGUAGUUACUUUUAGUAGGGACACUCAGGAGAUUGGGCUGCCCCAGGGUCUGGAUAUGUUGAAUAUUUUCAAGGCUUAUCACCAGGGAACAUCAAUUCUGGACGACUUCUAUUUUUACGAAGAAAAGGAAAACAUACGUCGUGCCCAGAAGGGAAGAAAUUUAGAACAAAUCAAUCAAGAUUGGUUCUCUGAUGACUUCAGAUCAAUAUCAGUGGAGAAUUUGGAGGAAAGCAUGCAGAGCUUGAGUUUCUACAGAACUUGGGAUUAACUUAAGAUUGUGACAGUGUGCAUCUAAAAUCAGUAAGUUGUGUAGACAGUGAAGCAGCUGAAGAUUUUGCCCUCUUCUUCCAAACGGGUUAGUCCAAUGAUGGGAUGAUUCACAGAGCAAUACAAACAAUUGUAAUGUUACACGGUAUUUUGUGUAUAACACCACGUAUCAUUGUGGGUUACCUUUAGAACAAGACUUGAACACCCUGAAUCUGAAUGUUUGUAACAGGUCCAUUUGUACUGCCUCGAUACAAUACAUGCGUCUGAUGAAAUUGAGUAGAACAAACAAAAUUCUGUAGGCAAUAAUACCAUCGUCUACGUGAAUAAUCAUUUUGAUGAAUGUGCAUCUCUUAUGCGGGUGAUCUU